GGACAGUGGGGCCCUCAAAUAGUGCUCAAAUAGUAGUUAAGAGACGGUUUAAGAGACGGUAUAGAGACAGCGUUGUGGAUGGCCUAACGUGGCCAUAGAUGUUUUGAGAAAAUGUGAUGCAGGUGUUGGGGCGAUGAAGGUUUUGAAAGUGAAGGAAGAACCAUAUAUGGGUUUCGGAGACGAGAAGAAAGGUCAAGGCUGUGAUGAAAAAUCACUGGUUUUGGUGGCGAAAGUUGAAGAAGAGGCUAGACACGAGCCAAGUUCGGUGAUGGCUGCGAUUAGAGUGAAGGAGGAGGCGGAGGCAGAGUCGGAAGUAACUGUAACGAGCCGGUUGAGACCGGAGUGAGAAGUGAAGCAGUUGGUCAGUCUUCAGCCGCUUAGUGCGAGAAAAUUGUCCGAUGACGAAUAUAGAAAGAUGCAGCCGGGAUGUGAUGGCCACACGGCUAUAAAGGCGAGGACGCAGGAGAAUGCAUUGAGUUCUGUGGUGAUUGAGGAUGGUGAUUUUCCGGAGGAGCUGGGGUGGUUGCUGGUUGGGAGGACGGUGAUCACUGGGCUGUCAACGACAAAGGGCAGGAAAUUGGAGAAUAAUGAGAUUGUGCAUUUUAUGUUUCCUGGACCUACCACAAAAAAUAAGCUUAGCACCCAUUUUUUGAGUUCAAAGGCUGCUCAUGCCGUCUCCAGCAAUGUUCGUUUCUCGACAAAGAGAUAUGGAGAGAUUGGUCGUUUGCCAAUGGAAUGGGCAAAGUGCCUUAUUCCACUUGUAAAUUCAUCAAAGGUGAAAGUUCUUGACCGUUGCGUUGCUGCUCCAGUUAAUCUUUGCAUGAUGCAAGCGAUAAUGUUGUAUGUGAGCUUUUAUAUUCAUGAAUCCGUCUUUUUGGAAGUUGAUAAAUCGUGGAAGCUUGAGGCUACAAACAUUGACACCACCAUUUAUCCCCUCUUGAAGUUGUUUCAACUUCUAAAAGUCAGGCCAUUUCAAAAGGCACAGUUCACGCCAGAAGAACUUGACUCCAGAAAGCGCUUACUACAAUUAGAUGAAAACACGAACAGCAUUUACCACAGAGUAGAAUGGCACCGUGUGGUUCUAGAUGAGGCACAUACAAUCAAAUCAUCAAAGACUAUAGCUGCUAAGGCUGCAUUUGCAUUGACCUCAUAUUGCCGCUGGUGUCUUACUGGCACUCCACUUCAGAACAAUCUGGAAGACUUGUUCAUCCUAUUGUGCUUCUUGCAUGUCGAAUCAUGGUGGAACAAGCUGAUUCAGAAGCCUUAUGAUAAUGCACGAGAAGGACCAGUUCCAGAGCCUCCAUCAGACUGCGACUGGAGGAACCUCCUUGUCAGUUUGUUCAAGUCUGCAUAUGCUUCUAUACGCAGCUCGGGUUCUGGUGAAAAGAGCAUAGUAUUCAGCCAGAGGACUUCGUUCUUGGAUCUCUUGGAAAUCCCAUUCAAGAGGAAGAAUAUCAGAUUCUUGAGGUCUGAUGGCAAGUUGGCGCAGAAACAACGAGCAAAGGUCCUCCAUGAGUUUGCUGAGACUGCUGAAAAAACAGUACUGUUGAUGUCGCUUAAAGCAGGUGGUGUGGGUCUGAAUCUGACCGCAGCUUCUAAUGUAUUCCUAAUGGAUCCAUGGUGGAAUCCCGCAGUAGAGGAGCAAGCAAUCAUGCGAAUUCACCGGAUUGGCCAAAAGCUGACUGUUCGUGUUAGAAGAUUCAUCGUCAAGGACACUGUGGAGCAGAGAUUGCAGCAAGUUCAAGCAAGAAAGCAACGGAUGAUUGCCGGAGCACUGACCGAUGAAGAAGUCCGAUCAGCCAGGAUUGAGGAACUUAAGAUGCUCUUUAGAUAGAUUUAGUUUAGUCAUAUUUGUGUAUCCCUGUAGUUCCUCCAUUAAGUUAGUUCUGGAUAUUUGAGGGAAACAUGUGAUUUUGUAGAGGGUACACAAUUUCUCUAGCAUGUUUUGUAUAGCAUCUAUCUAUCGAAUUUAAUGUUAGUAUCAUCAUCAA
This is a messenger RNA of Salvia splendens (bonfire salvia), 1991 nucleotides long. Its product is annotated as DNA repair protein RAD5B-like. Gene Ontology annotation, molecular function: nucleic acid binding; zinc ion binding; ATP binding. Gene Ontology annotation, biological process: DNA repair. Gene Ontology annotation, cellular component: nucleus. NCBI's taxonomy places the organism in Eukaryota, Viridiplantae, Streptophyta, Magnoliopsida, Lamiales, Lamiaceae. The record is from RefSeq and is a predicted model, not a curated record.